This is a messenger RNA of Cylas formicarius (sweet potato weevil), 1683 nucleotides long. RefSeq lists its product as uncharacterized. Gene Ontology annotation, biological process: DNA integration; DNA recombination. The record is from RefSeq and is a predicted model, not a curated record. The transcript is spliced from 6 exons. NCBI's taxonomy places the organism in Eukaryota, Metazoa, Arthropoda, Insecta, Coleoptera, Brentidae. The coding region runs from base 1 to 1683 and encodes 560 amino acids. Gene Ontology annotation, molecular function: DNA binding.
AUGGAGAAUGAAGUAAAACAGGAGAUUGAAAGGGUUGAGGGUGAUUUUUCGUCACAUUCUACAUUCGACGAUAGCGAUGCCGACCCAGAAUUUUUUCCAGAUAGAUCGUCGUCAGACUCAGAAAUAGAGAUCUGUAAAUUUAAGAAGAAAAUUACGGUUUUGCAGAAUAUUCGAGUGCAAAAUUCAGAGGAAUCUCAACCAGACUCUGACGAAACCACGGAUACAAAAAUAAACACAAUUAAAGCGUUGAGAAAUACAAAAGAAAAUAAAAAAUAUACUAGGAAAAAGGACUUGUGCUUCUUUUGCGAAAGCGAUGUUCAAAAUUUUCAUCGACAUAUCGAAAGGAAUCACCCGUAUGAAUUAGAAGUAUUGCAAAUUGUUUCCAAACCUAAAAAGAGUGAGGAAAGGAGAAAACUUUUAGCCCUAUUAAAAAAGAAGGGCAAUUUUAUUAAAAAUUCCGAAGCUUGUGUCAAACCGAUGAAAGAAGCACGGGAGCCAAAGAACUCAUUUUUGCCAUGCACAAACUGCUGCAUUGCACCAAAGCACUACGAUAAACUGGUGGAAGCUACAAAAUCUGUAGCAAGAUUUGAUAGCAUUAAGGAAGUGUUUGUAGCGCCCACAUAUGCUAUGAAUAUUUCCACAUCUCUGAGACAGUGUUGCGAUAUUGCAACUUAUAUGACCAUAAAAAGUGAACCAUCAGUUGAAACGGCAAAUAUUGAAUCUCGAUUAAAAACGAUGGUAAAUUUAUUAGCAUCUAACUGGCGAUUUGAUAUAUCGAGUCGAGCUGGCAAUGAUCUAAACAUCAGUAAAUUUAAUAAAAUAACAAUUGUUCCCCUAGCGUCUGAUCUAAAACUUCUAAAAGAAUACUUAAUGUCUACUGCAAAAGAAGCUGCCAAUUUACUCUCUGCAAAUGCAAUGAAUGUCAAUGCCUUCUUAAUUUUGAUGGAGACAGUGUAUUGUAGAAUUAUUUUAUUGAAUAGAAGGAGACCAGGAGAAUUACAGCGGUUAUUAAAGGAUACUUACGUUGCUUCAGAAAAAUCAUCCAACUCUUACGAAGAAUUUAGUGAAGUUAUGUCGAAAGCAGAAAAAAAUUUGUUACAACACUUUAAAAGAAUAGUGAUUAGAGGAAAGAGGGGAAGAGGAGUGCCAGUCAUAUUUAGUCACGAUGUGCAGGUACAUAUUGAUCAACUACUACAGGCGAGAUCAAAUUUCGUCAAUGACAACAACCGCUACCUUUUUGCAAACCCAAACACGAAUACUCCAAUAUGUGGCUACAAAGUUGUUGCAAAAUAUGCUAAAGGUUGUGGCGCUAAGAAUCUUGAAGCUAUAACAUGUACAAGGCUACGAAAACAUCUUGCAACGCUAACACAAUUAUUCAAUCGAACCGAAAAUGAAAUUGAACAACUGUCAAAUUUCAUGGGCCAUACAUCCAACACAGCAAAGAUAUCCAAGCUUCUUCUUUUAAUGGAAAAAGGAGAGGCAGGUGUUCAUAAGGGGAAAAGAUUGGCCGAAAUUACAAUUGAUUUAGUAGAAAAUCUUUCAAAUGAAAAAACUAGUGAAGAUGAAGAUCUAGAAACUUCGACGAAAACAAGUAGGAAAACGGAAAAAGAAACAAAAGAUAUGGAUCAAAUCGAAGAAUUAAUCCAGGACGUAAAAAAACAGAAGGAAAAAGCAUUAGUUUAG